AUGGCUGUAGCAAGCUCUCCUUUGCCUGUGCCCCAGUGGCUUACCGAUUUUACUGGUAUCACUGAGUGGCCUGGGCUUGAUCCUCCGUAUAUCCCUAUGGACUUCAUCAACUUCAAUGACUUGCCUCCUCAGCUGGAUUCUUGGAAACGUACUUUGGGCGACUGCCCUCACCACGUUACUUCUGGCGCCGUGUGCUCUUUUGACUGUGCAAACUGUGUGGCUGCUGACGACGUCUACACUUGUCCCAGGCUCAGUCAAACGUUUGACGAUGGGCCUACUCAGUUUACGCCAGCGCUUACGAGCCAACUUCGUAGUAAAGCGACCUUCUUUACUAUUGGCGUGAACGUGGUACGGUUCCCUCAGAUCUAUAGAGAUACCGCUGAUAUGGGCCAUAUCAUGGGCUCCCAUACUUGGUCCCAUCCAUUCUUACCACUGCUUAGCAACGAGCAAAUCGUCGCCCAGAUCCAGUGGUCGAUUUGGGCAAUGAACGCCACUUAUGGCCAUUUGCCUAAAUGGUUUAGACCUCCUUAUGGCGGUAUUGACAACAGAGUUCGUGCUAUCGUGCGCCAGUUUGGAAUGCAGCUGGUGCUUUGGGACUACGAUACCAUGGACUGGCUGUUGGUGUCUGAUGAGAGUAAACAUGAUAGGGAGGUGAUUAAUGGUAUUUUGCUGUAUAAGAGGAAUAACGGUGGAAGAGGUCUUGUUUUGGAACAUGACUCUGCAAAGAGAACUGUGGAUGUGGGAAUUAAGAUCCAUAGAGCUAUUGGUUCGAACCAGCUUACUGUGCCGCAGUGUGUGGGAGGAAUUGACUAUAUCAAGACCUUCCCACGGCCAGAUUUUUAG
This is a messenger RNA of Candidozyma haemuli, 843 nucleotides long. RefSeq names its product chitin deacetylase (gene CDA2). NCBI's taxonomy places the organism in Eukaryota, Fungi, Ascomycota, Pichiomycetes, Serinales, Metschnikowiaceae. Bases 1 to 843 code for a protein of 280 amino acids. Gene Ontology annotation, molecular function: chitin deacetylase activity. The transcript has a single exon. The record is from RefSeq and is a predicted model, not a curated record. Gene Ontology annotation, biological process: carbohydrate metabolic process; ascospore wall assembly. Gene Ontology annotation, cellular component: prospore membrane.